AUGGGUCAAAAGCGGGGAAUGAGAAAAUACGAAGAAUACGAAGAAUACGAAGAAUACGAAGAAUACGAAGGGAAAAAGGAAGGAAGUAGCUUGGCGCAUAUAAGGUGCGUCCAAGAGACUUGGCGUGUCGUCACACUACUUUCCCGUCCGAAAAAAGCUCGUCUUCGAGCGUCCAUCUAUUGCCUUAUCACUACUCAAGUGAUCGUAGUUAUUAAUACCGUCCGAAUAGGCCUUGAUCUACUCGAAGAGCUUCGCAAAAAGGCCGAAGAGCUCUUUUUCGCUAGUGAUAUUAAUCAAGUCAGGUUCAAGAAUGAUUUGCUCGAAGAGCUUGAGUUUGAAGCUGCUAUAAACGUUGUCGGUAACCUCGAACGCGCGCUAAAGGUGCUCUUUAGCGAGGUUUUAAGCUUCGAGGUGGCGGUUAGCGUAAGCGCGAGCUUCGUCUUGGUUGAGCUUGCGAAAAGGGAUUUAGUCGUCAAGUCGUUCCAAGCUCCAAUUCCAGGUGGUCCGGAAGGCGUAGCCGUGAAUUACUUCAAAAGGAGAAAGGCCGCCGAAAGAGUCGUGAAAGAGCGUCAAUUAAGCGAAGUCCAUUAUAAAGAGGAACUCGCUCUAAUCGUCUUAGUAGUAGCUUACGAAAGGACGGAGGCGCUUUUGCAAGUACUAGUUAUAGAUUUCGGUCUGACCGUUAGUCUUAAGAUAUGCGGCGGUGUUAAAAGUCAAUUUGAUGCCGAGGAUUUUAUUGAAUUCUUUCUAGAACUUAAACCAGUAUUAAAGUCCUCUAUCAAAAGUCAGCGUCAAAAGAGCUCUAAAAUACUUGUAGAUAUAAUAGAUAUAAAGCUUGGCGAAGCCUUUAGCAUCGAUAGACUUAUAAUAAAAGAUCGAGAUUGCUUGCUUAAAGAAGCGGUCGAUUAUUACAAAGACGUUAUCGUAGCCGUAUUUGUCUUUAUUAAAGCUAUAAAAAUCCAUAAUAACGUGCUUUUAAAAGCGCGAAAAGAUCGAGAGAAGUUAAAGCAAGCUAGGUUUCUUAUCGCGAAGCAUUGA
Drepanopeziza brunnea f. sp. 'multigermtubi' MB_m1 is the source of this 1038-nucleotide messenger RNA. Lineage: Eukaryota; Fungi; Ascomycota; Leotiomycetes; Helotiales; Drepanopezizaceae. The record is from RefSeq and is a predicted model, not a curated record.